Oncorhynchus masou masou (cherry salmon) is the source of this 1074-nucleotide messenger RNA. RefSeq names its product olfactory receptor 11A1-like. Gene Ontology annotation, cellular component: membrane. The record is from RefSeq and is a predicted model, not a curated record. Bases 1 to 1074 code for a protein of 357 amino acids. The transcript is spliced from 3 exons. NCBI's taxonomy places the organism in Eukaryota, Metazoa, Chordata, Actinopteri, Salmoniformes, Salmonidae. Gene Ontology annotation, molecular function: odorant binding; olfactory receptor activity; G protein-coupled receptor activity. Gene Ontology annotation, biological process: G protein-coupled receptor signaling pathway; detection of chemical stimulus involved in sensory perception of smell.
AUGGAAAACUCUACUCACUUUAAGGUCUUCAGGCUUGCUGCAUACGGUGAUAUCGGACAAUUGAAGUAUUGCUACUUUGCUGUAGUAACUGUAAUAUAUUUUGUCAUCAUUCUUGUCAAUGCUUUACUUAUUGGAGUUAUCUGCAUUGAAAGAAGCCUUCAUGAACCCAUGUAUGUGUUUCUAUGUGCUUUGUUUGUUAAUCAGUUGUAUGGGAGCACUGGUUUGUUUCCUGCUCUCAUGUUUUACUUGCUGUCUGACACACAUUAUAUUUCCCUUCUUUAUUGUUAUCUCCAGAUUUAUGUGUUGUACACAUGUGCUCUAACAGAAUUUAGUAAUUUAGCAGUUAUGUCCUAUGACAGGUACAUCUCUAUUUGUUAUCCUCUACAGUAUAACAAUAUUAUGACACCUAAAACCAUUUGUGGCUUAAUUCUGCUGUCGUGCUUGUCUUCUUUUUUUCUCAUCGCCAUCAUUAUCUCCCUGAGUUUGCGACUGCAAUUUUGUGGUAACGUUCUAGACAGACUGUAUUGUGACAACUACUCAGUAGUCAAGCUUGCCUGUUCAAAUACUAUGCUGAAUAACAUAUGGGGUCUUGUUGUCACUGUGCUUUAUAUUUCUUGUACUAUAUUUCCUACCAUAUACUCAUAUGUAAGAAUUCUACAGAUAUGUUUAAAGUCUUCUAAAGAGAUGAAACAGAAAGCAUUUAACACCUGUACACCACAUAUAGCCUCUAUGCUGAACUUCUUAUUUGGCUGGUUAUUUGUGAUUCUACAAGGCAGAUAUGAAACUGCAGAUCUUUCACCUAUACUUCGCACUAUUUUAUUUGUUUAUUUUCUGAUAUGUCCACCAAUUUUCAAUCCUUUAAUGUAUGGUGUUAGGAUGUCCAAGAUAAGAAAAGUAUAUGGCAUCCAAGCCACCACAGACUACCGGCCAAAAAACCCUACUCCCACAGCCAGCGACAUCUCCAUCUCAGAUGAGUUAAACAGGUUCUAUGCUCACUUUGACCGGGACAACACAGAUCCAGCCAUCAAAGCUGAGCUCCCCCUCUAUCCAUCGCAGAUGUGUUGCCUGCACUGA